AUAGAAUACACGAGGUUUCAAAAUAACUAUUUUUGAAAUUAUAGCAGUUUCGUUGGACUUGAGAAUUGUGAACCUUUUUAUUUCACUGCAAUUUGAGUGCGAUUGUAUCCCUAUUUUAACACUCACCCAUUCGGAAAUUGUGUAAUUUUUUUUCGGGUAAGAAGGUCAACCCCCCUGCAGAAGUCCGAAGGUGCCCGUACGCCUAUGUUUCAGUUUCUCCAUUGUUUUGUCUGAUCUUUGCAGCCGUUGAUUCGACACGUUUCUUUCCACGUCGUCUUCAGUUAAAAAUAAUACGUUGACUGCGAAAUCAAAGAAUAUCAAGACUUAUUUAGGUAAUGAAAAAUUUACGUUUAGCCAUCUUGAAUUUUUAUUUUUUUAGCCAAAAGAGUGGGUGUUGGGAGAUAGAGGGAGACAAGACAGCCUUGACGGUAGUUCCGAUGAGAUUUCACUUCAUUGGCUAAAGUCUUGAGUCCAUAAGUAAUAAAUCACACUAUCUUCCAAUAGCAUCAUUGCACAACACCUGCCUCUAAGUCUCCAUUCUUCGUUAUAACGCAAACGAUGUUAUAUUUUUCGCGAUUUCUGCAUUUUAAUUUCACUCGUUAAUUGUAUUUUGCGGGGAAGGACCGCGAGAAGGCAAAUUAACAAAACAUUUGAAAUCAGUUGGAGACGGUAUUGUCGAAUUUCAAUCGAGGUGUCCACCGCGAUCUACUUUUUCUCGGAACUAAAUUUUAACAUUUUCUUGUUUCACGAAGUUCGCUAAUAUGAAUAUUUAAUUGAAAUCGCUGAUCGAUCAACGUCCAUUUACACAUUAGAUUCAGUACGGAUCUAACUUUUCCUGUGGCGAUUUAUUUACCCAGAAGAAAACCACAUUUUUUCCUCUUUCGAAAAGUGACGAGGAAGUCCACCGUUCGUCAAGAAAGAAUUUUCUUCUACUGCAUUAGUAAGACUGGAACAGGCAACUCAACCUGGCUGGAUAACACACUGGUCGGUAAAUCACAAACUGAAUGUUUCUAUGGAAAAUUAAUGACAACUGUAAAUGCUUAUUCGUCUUCACCGUAUAAAUCCAGACCAAAUGGAUUAUAGAAAAUUACCCUCUGAGAUGUAGCAACUGAUUGAAGUUCACUUUGAAAGGAACGUAAACGGUUUUGAAGCCGAGAAUUCUCAAAGCCUCUCGAAAACUGAAAUUAUCGAUUGAAACAGAGUAAAAUCAGAUUUACCGGUCAAGAGACAACAACGUUAAUAGCUGGAGUUGGGAAAGGACAGAAACAUGGAUAAGGCACGAGCCGACAGCGAUGCAUCUAUGAAAACUCCAAUGCUUGACAAAGAAGUAACGCCGAUUAGUGUUACCACAGAACCGACAAAUCCUCAAGACGAUUUUGGCACUUUUCCCUGCGUUUCGCCUUACGACGACGACACUAAACAGAAGAAAACCAAACUUUCAACGCAGGAAAAGCAGCGAUGGCGGCGUGCGGCUUUAGCCGUGUCUUUCGCCUCCAUGUACGUUACGCUUAUGCUCAGCAUUGCUUCAUUUGUCAGUUCGGGAUAUUCUGAGAGUUCUGCGGCGUUCGCCAUCGCUUUCGACGCCAUGCUCGGCGUUGUAUCUUCAGGUAUGAUCGUGUGGCGUUUCUACCGAGGAGUUAACGGCGACUUGGGUCCCGGUAAAGAGCGCACGGCUUGUGUAGUUAUAGCAGUCUGCUUCAUCUUAUCUGCGCUAAUGAUGUUCGCCAGGGCGAUAGAGUUCCUUGUCAGCGAUUUGGAGCCAAGAAGAACAAUCGCUCUCCUCGCUAUUUCAGUGGUCGGAUUCCUGUGUUAUUCCGCUUUCUUCUGGCUAAAAUACCGCAUUGCUGAUAAGCUACAGAGUGUGGCGUUAAGGAUCGACGCGAUAGAUUCCGCAUGCGGGGCAGCAAUGGCGCUAGGCUUGAUCAUAAGCACCAUCAUCUACAGUGAAAUGCAUUCCACAUGGUGGCUGGACUCCGGCAUUGCUUUAGCCAUCGCCUUUAUUACUUUCUGUUAUGGUUGCUUGAUUAUUGUUAAAAUAGUGUGGAAGAAAGAGAAAUUUGGAGUACCCGAGGAAUACGAACUGUUUUGAAGAGAGAAACACAAACAUUAAUUAAGUUAAGUUCUUUUCUUUAACGGGGCUCACAGUAGAUCGCGGUUUUUUUUCUCUAAUUUAUUUUUUUUAGACAAAUACAUAUAUUUUUUUCCGCUGUAAGAUUUUAAAUUUAUUCCGGAUGCCUUUUAAGCUAACAAAACACCUGCCUCAUAUGCCUUUGCUUUUUCUCCUAAAUUUCGAUUUAGUUCAGUUUAAAUUCAAAAUGUAUGCGAUUUAAAUGUAAGUAAAAGAACUGUAUUUUAAAAACUUGAA
Orbicella faveolata is the source of this 2365-nucleotide messenger RNA. RefSeq names its product transmembrane protein 163a-like. Gene Ontology annotation, molecular function: monoatomic cation transmembrane transporter activity. The record is from RefSeq and is a predicted model, not a curated record. Gene Ontology annotation, cellular component: membrane. NCBI's taxonomy places the organism in Eukaryota, Metazoa, Cnidaria, Anthozoa, Scleractinia, Merulinidae. Gene Ontology annotation, biological process: transmembrane transport; monoatomic cation transport.